AUGAAGCAAUUAAUAUCUUGUGUGUUCGGUUUGCUAAUGAUUUUAUGCAUCAGAGGCAAUUCUUAAAUGAACUACAAGUUAAGCGAAGGGUCAAAACAAAAAUUGGAAGAGAGUAAACCAAAGAUAGCCUCUCUACCAUGGGAACCUAUAAGAAUUCACUAUGAAUUUUUAGAUAGCUCUUAUGAUUCUGAAUCAGUGAAAUUUUUAUCAACAGUUCUCGAUAUAACAAACACAUUCUUUUCAAAGCAUCUGUUAAUUCAAAGAACUGAUUCUAAACUUACUUAUAAGAGAAGCUAUCCAAACUCAAUAUAUGGAUUUACUAUAAGUGAGACUUUGAAAAAUAAAGAAUAUGAUGCAGACUUGGUCUUUUUUAUCAAUGUUGAGGACACAUUUUUUGAGUCCUAUUUAGCAUAUUGUGGUCCUAUAACUUUCAAUGAAUAAACCUUAAGACCAACUUUUGCUUUAAUUUCUUGGAAUAUUUUUUACUCGGGUUUGGAUGAGAUGACUAAUACAGUAUUUGAAGGUAAUGUUGAGACUGCUGUCCAUGAAAUCAUUCAUGGAUUAGGGUUUACUGAUGACUUUUUCAAUACUUAUUAUGAUUCCAUAACAGGAAAUAGCUACAAGUCUUCUAAUAGUUUUACUACUUUUCAGACCAUUUUUUUGUCCACACCUAGAGUAACCAAUUUUGCUCAAUAUCAUUUUAAUUGCACUACAUUAAAAGGAUUACAAAUGGAAAAUAAUGGAGGAUCUGGGACUCAAGGAUCUCAUCUUGAAAGAUCUCUCUUUUAUAAUGAAAUAAUGACAGGCUCAGAUAUGAUAGGAAACUUUUUGAUUACAGAUUUUACAUUUGAAUUAUUGUAAGAUACAGGAUUCUAUCGAGUCGCUGAUUAUUCACCAGAUUAACCAUUAUGGGGAAAGAAUAAAGGGUGUGAUUUUGCAAAUUAACAAUGUAAAGGAGGGAACUUCACUGAAUUCUGCACUUAAGAUAAAUCAUCAAGUUGUUCCUUUUACAAUACAGGAGUCUCUGAAUGUUAAAAAGAAUAAUUGUCAGGUUCUUGCAGCUAUUAUUACAUAAAUGAUGAUUAAGAUUGUAGGGACCCUGAUAACAUUGCCAAAUGGAAAUCAUCAGAUUUAAUAUAAUACUUUGGAUAUGAUAGCAUGUGUGUUUCUGGCUCUGUUUCAAAACAAUAAACAUAUAAAAAUUACUCUUGUGUGUAGUAUAAAUGCGAUCUAAACAACAAAUUAUCCCUUGUCAUCGCAGGAUAAGAAUAUGAUUGUUCAAAAUCUGAUAGCAUCAAACUUCCUGAAUAGUAUUAUGGAAAUAUCACCUGUCCUACAAAUUCUUAAACAUUUUGUUAAAAUAGAGAUGAAUGUCCUAAUCUUUGUAGUUAAAAAGGAUUUUGUAUGAAUAAAGAAUGUACUUGUAUGUAAGGAUACUCAUCACCAGAUUGCAGUGUAGAAUGCACCAAAUAUAGAUACAAGGGUAGUUGCUUAGACAAAUGUCCAGAUUCAACUUAUGUCAAUGAAAAUAUCAAAUAUUGUCUUGGAUGUCCAGCAAAUUGUUUGACAUGCUCUAAUUAUAAUUAGUGUACCUAAUGCAAACUAGGUUAUGUUUUAAGAGGAGCAUUUUGUGAUAAUUUCAAGUUGACUGACCUUCUUACAUUCGAUUUAACAACCAUAAAUGAAGCAUCUAAUACUUCAACCACUAAUUCCACAAACACCGAAACCAAUUCGACUGAUAUCAACAAUAAUAAUAGUACAAGCAUAGAUAAAAAUUCUACUGAAACGGCUUCAAACUCAACUGAAUUAACAUCUAAUUCAACUGAAAUUACAUCGAAUUCAACUGAAAUAUCAUCCAAUUCAACUGAAAUUACAUCUAAUUCAACUGAAACAAUUAAAAACACAACUGAUAUUAAAGAAGAUGCACCUGUAAACAAUGCAGAUUUAAUCUAUUUGAUGAAUAUAUUUUUAUUCACAUAUUUUUGA
Messenger RNA from Paramecium tetraurelia, 1986 nucleotides. RefSeq lists its product as uncharacterized. Gene Ontology annotation, cellular component: membrane; cytoplasm. NCBI's taxonomy places the organism in Eukaryota, Ciliophora, Oligohymenophorea, Peniculida, Parameciidae. Gene Ontology annotation, biological process: proteolysis; cell adhesion. The record is from RefSeq and is a predicted model, not a curated record. Gene Ontology annotation, molecular function: metalloendopeptidase activity. The transcript is spliced from 5 exons.